This is a messenger RNA of Parnassius mnemosyne (clouded apollo), 762 nucleotides long. NCBI's taxonomy places the organism in Eukaryota, Metazoa, Arthropoda, Insecta, Lepidoptera, Papilionidae. The record is from the annotation of a GenBank genome assembly.
AUGUCGUCCCGCUCAAAAGAAAAAUUUGCUGCCGCCUUCCGGAAGUUGUUCCGAUCUUCGGAAAAGCUUGAUAACGACGGCGCUGGACCCAGCGGAUCACCUGCCAGGCGGGGUCUUCUUCGUCGUCACAGGGAUGGUGUAAGCCCAGCUGAGGCGGCAGCAAGUCUGCCAGCUAGUCCCGGGGCGACAUCAAUGGUCAAGAAAAAGUCAGGCGGUGCCAGUGAAGUCCGAGAACGAGCUGCAGUCGUCCGCAACCGAAGACUCAUGAAGGAGCUCAAAGAGAUUCAACGGUUACAAGAGGAUCGAACAGACCCGGUAUUUACGGUGGAACUAGUGAACGAUAAUCUUUUCGAAUGGCACGUCCGUUUACACAAGAUAGACCCGGAGAGCGACUUGGCUGCGGAUUUGCGCGAGCUCCACAUACCUAACAUUCUGCUCCACCUCAUCUUUCCUGAGAAUUUCCCCUUCGCGCCACCUUUCAUGCGUGUUAUUGAGCCUCGGAUAGAAAAGGGCUUCGUAAUGGAAGGCGGUGCGAUAUGCAUGGAGCUUUUAACACCUCGAGGAUGGGCGUCAGCCUACACCGUGGAAGCGGUCGUUAUGCAAUUCGCAGCGUCAGUGGUCAAAGGUCAGGGUCGAGUUGCGCGCGCACCACCGCGGCCCUCCCGAGAGUUCUCCCGGCGUCGGGCCGAGGAAUCUUUUCGUUCCCUUGUGAAAACUCACGAUAAGUACGGCUGGGUCACUCCCGCUCUCUCCGAUGGUUGA